Daldinia childiae is the source of this 1002-nucleotide messenger RNA. RefSeq names its product putative high mobility group protein. The transcript is spliced from 3 exons. Lineage: Eukaryota; Fungi; Ascomycota; Sordariomycetes; Xylariales; Hypoxylaceae. Bases 1 to 1002 code for a protein of 333 amino acids. The record is from RefSeq and is a predicted model, not a curated record.
AUGCCUCGCCCCAAAAAGGCAGACCCUCCCCGACAACCCGCCCCCGUGGCACCCGCACCAGCCAUGGUUCCUAUGGCCAUGCAACCUGUCCCAGCUCAGAUGGCGCCUCAACCUAUUCAACAACAACCUCUAGCUGCUGGACCUGCAAUCCAACCUCCUAGAACGAUUGGUAUUGAAGAGUUCAUCCGAGUUCGUGAUAGCGUUCAUGCCAGAUUCAACACCAUAACAGGGUUAAUGAAGAGUUUCUCGGAUGACUUCCUACGACAAACUAAUCUCCUAAUCGGAGAACCCGCUCCUUUUGACAACAAUACGACUCAUUCUAUGCAAAAUAUAAUUGCCAACCUAGAUGGUAUUAGUGGUCAACUCGGUGACUUUGGUCAUGUUGAAGAGAAGAAGGAGCGUAAGAAGAGAACUCAUGAUCCUAAUGCCCCCAAGCGACCCUUGACACCUUAUUUCUUGUAUAUGCAAACCGCUCGUCCCAUUAUCGCCAACGAUCUUGGUCAGGAUGCCCCGAAAGGUGCUGUGCAGGAGGAAGGUCAGCGUCGCUGGGCAUCUAUGACCCCGGCCGAAAAGAACGCUUGGAACAAUGCUUAUCAGUUCAACCUCCGCCUAUACAAUGCGCGAGUGCACUCGUACAAGGCUGGCAAUCUUGAUGCUCGAAAUAUGACUGAUCCGGAUGCUCUGAACUACGCUGACGGAAAUGGAAUCCCCCAACCCGUUCUAUCUGGAGAAGAGGCGUAUGCUCCUAAUGAUCAGGAUGCCAUUGCUGAGCAGCUGCAAAUGGCCGUGCCACCUGCACCUGAGCCUGAAACUCAAACACCAAAGGCUAAAGUAACUCGAAAGCGAAAGAGUACCGCAGCUGCCGAGGUCGAGGAUGUUGAGGCGAGCGCUGCUAAGACCGCGACGCCUGCUAGCCCUGACAAAAAGCGCAAAAGAGCCUCCAAAGUAGCCGAGACCCCGGAGGAACCUAAGAAGUCCAGUCGGAAGAAGAAGGCUGCAUGA